CCUCGCCGGUUUUACACAAAAAAAGGCACAGAAAUGACAAAAUCUGAGUGGCGCACUCCCCCACUCGCUGACCAGGGGAUUGACUCCUUUACACAAUAUGAUGAAUUAAUGGGGAAAAUAGACGGGAAAGUUUAGACUUUCAUCCACUUUCCCCUUCCACCUCCACUCACGCUCUCAAGAAAAAGAGUAGUAAAACAUCAUACGUGGCACAAUUUCCCAUGCGUUUCGCUCCCUCCUUUUAACUCCGUCAUAACGAUACAGCCUCCGUCUGCCGCGAAUUCAACAAACCCCGACCUAUUAUAUAUUACACGGUUUGCCCUCUGCAACGCCACGGUCAAGCCCAAGAGCUGUCUCAUCUCUUCUGAGUUGGAUCUUUUUGAAACCCUAAUUUUCUGAAGGAAAAAAUAUAGUAUGCAUUGCUAGAGAAAAUAUCGUAUCUGCAAGCAUUUGGAUUGUUCUCUCGUGUAUAUGAGUGAGGAUGGGGUCAGUUUGUUGUGUUCCUGCAAAGGAGAGAGCCCUGCCCAACAGAGCCACAGGUGAAAGUUUGCAUAGGAAUGUCAUAUACUCACCAUCCUGGAGCUUUCACUGGGAUAAUCGUGGGCGUGUGGCAGGAGAAGUUGACAAUACUUCAUAUGGAGCAGCUCAUGCAGUUAGCAGGAAUGUUAGCUUGGAAAUGAAGGGGAGAUUAGGUCACGAAAGAGGUAAUUUUUCAGAUGGUGGAAGCUUGUUGGAUAAUUUUGGAACACCAACGUCUCAAAAGUCUCCAGUUCAUGAAGGAACGGUUGCAAACUUGAUGACCCCUUCAGAUCUGUCCAUGGAAAGUAAUCAUUAUACGGAGGUGAAGAACUUAACAGAAUCAUCAGAGAUUGCAGAUUUAUCUGCACCAAAGCUUUCAUUUUCCAUACCAUCAACUUCAUCUUUCUCAACACCAACAGAAGAUCCAUUGUCCUCCCAAACUCACCCUAUUCCGGCCAACUCAACCCCAUCAAGGCGGGCUCGUUGUUCACCAGGACACCAGCUGUUGAGACAAGUUUCAGAUAGUCGAAUCCUAGGAUUGAAAUCGCCAAAUAACAACUCAAUGUCUGACCGGAGACCAUCUUUUGUACUCUCCACUUGCAGCAAUGACUUAACAAAUGGAUCCCAUGGUGGUUCUUCUGAUGGAUGGUCCAUGCGCACAUUUUCCGAGCUUGUGGCCUCUUCUCAAAGAGAAAGGUGGUCGUUUGACAGUGAGCACUUUGGUUCUGGUCGUGGCAAGAUAAGUGGGUCUAGCAGCAGGUUCUCAUGUUCUCCCUCCAUUGAUCUGCAAAAUUGUGGAGCUUGCUCAAAGCUCUUGACGGAGAGAUCUUCAUUUAGCAGCCAAAAGAUUGUUCCUAAUAAUGAGCUCUCAGUGGUUGCUGUGCUGGUUUGUGGACAUGUUUACCAUGCCGAGUGUCUGGAGACUAUGACACUGGAAGCUGACAGGUUUGACCCAGCUUGCCCAGUAUGUAUGGUUGGGGAGAAGCAAGUUUCAAAGAUGUCAAGAAAAGCUUUGAGAGUGGAAGCAGAGUUAAAGGCAAGGAACAAUAAGAUAUCCAGAAACAGGGUUGUGGACAGUUAUCUUGACGGUGGUUUUGAUGUUUGUGAUCGCCGGAAACAUACUGAACAAGAAAGAAAAUUUCCAAAAAUGGAAUCCAGUUCCAGUGUAAGAAGCUCCUUUGCAAAGCCUUUCUUGAGGCGGCACUUUUCACUUGGGUCUAAGUGGAGUAGAUCUCUUUCAGACAGUGACUCUACUAGGAAAAAGGGGUUUUGGGCAAGAUAUCGCAAGGAUUGAACCAUCCAAUUGGUCAGAGAUUUCAUUAAUGGUUGCCUGGAGAUCUCAACAUGAAAGGAGCAAGUUGCAGUACCCAAGAAGUUUUUUGAAGGGUGCAAUAGCUCACUGUCAUUUAGCGUCACAGCCAGGUUGGAAGUGGACUGUGAAGCUUCACUAUGGAGGUGAGGAAUAAGGUAAAAUGGCUUUUGAAGAACUUUCACAUGUACUAGCUCCAACAUGUUUGAUGUGUUAUUCAAACAGCCAUCAGUUUUAUUUUGGAAAAAAACUAGGGCCGUUUGGUGGGCUAAUGAAGGCAGUCAUUCUACACCGUUUCUCAUUUCUCAGGUCAUGAGCCCAUUGGGGUUGUGAUAAUUUUAGACAAAAAAAUCAAUUACCAUGCAGUGCUUUGAUCCAUAA
Molecule: messenger RNA, 2206 nt
Organism: Vitis riparia (riverbank grape)
Lineage: Eukaryota; Viridiplantae; Streptophyta; Magnoliopsida; Vitales; Vitaceae
Exons: 5
Coding region: 479-1810 (443 amino acids)
Source: RefSeq, a predicted model, not a curated record